Molecule: messenger RNA, 1980 nt
Organism: Indicator indicator
Lineage: Eukaryota; Metazoa; Chordata; Aves; Piciformes; Indicatoridae
Gene: AHCYL2
Product: adenosylhomocysteinase like 2
Exons: 17
Coding region: 1-1980 (659 amino acids)
Biological process (GO): L-methionine cycle
Cellular component (GO): cytosol
Source: RefSeq, a predicted model, not a curated record
AUGUCGGUGCAGGUGGCAGCCCCUGCUGUGGAGCUAAAGGAGCUGAGCGGCCCCAUGGAUAAAGCGGCGGGGCCACCGUGUGAGCCGGUGACCGCUCACACUCCGGGGCACGCUGUGGCAGCCGCUCAAUGCUCGCUGCCGGCCACCGAACGUGAGACGGCCCCGGCGGCGGCGUCCUCCUCCUCCUCCUCCUCCUCUUGUGGUAGUGGCGGCGGCGAGAGGCCUCCGUUGAGUGGCUGCCCCGGGUUGUCUGCCACUGGUUUGCCGCUUGGCGCUGCCAAGGUGCCGCAGGCUUCGGCCAUGAAACGGAGUGACCCGCACCACCCCCAGCACCGGCACCGAGACGGCGGCGACAACGGCGGCGGCUGCACGGCCGAGGCGCUCGUCAGCCCUGAUGGCACCGUCACCGAGGCGCCGCGCACCGUUAAGAAGAUCCAAUUUGCUGACCAAAAGCAAGAAUUCAACAAGCGCCCGACGAAGAUUGGUCGCCGCUCGCUGUCCCGCUCCAUCUCCCAGUCCUCCACAGAUAGCUACAGCUCAGCUGCCUCCUACACAGACAGCUCUGAUGAUGAGACCUCCCCCCGAGACAAGCAGCAGAAGAACUCCAAAGGCAGCAGCGAUUUUUGUGUCAAAAACAUCAAACAGGCAGAGUUUGGGCGCCGGGAGAUUGAAAUCGCUGAGCAAGAAAUGCCUGCACUAAUGGCUUUGAGGAAGAGAGCUCAGGGAGAGAAGCCACUGGCCGGGGCCAAGAUCGUGGGCUGCACGCACAUCACAGCUCAGACAGCGGUCCUGAUGGAGACUUUGGGCGCGUUGGGCGCACAGUGCCGAUGGGCUGCCUGCAACAUCUACUCCACCCUUAAUGAAGUGGCUGCUGCCCUUGCUGAGAGUGGCUUCCCUGUCUUCGCCUGGAAGGGGGAGUCUGAAGAUGACUUCUGGUGGUGCAUCGAUCGCUGCGUCAACGUCGAAGGAUGGCAGCCCAACAUGAUCUUGGAUGAUGGAGGAGAUCUCACUCAUUGGAUCUACAAGAAAUACCCCAACAUGUUUAAGAAGAUCAAGGGGAUUGUAGAGGAGAGUGUGACUGGUGUCCACAGGCUGUACCAGCUGUCCAAAGCAGGGAAGCUCUGCGUCCCAGCCAUGAAUGUCAACGACUCGGUCACAAAGCAGAAGUUUGACAACCUCUACUGCUGCAGAGAGUCCAUCCUGGAUGGCCUUAAGAGGACCACGGACAUGAUGUUUGGUGGAAAGCAAGUGGUGGUUUGUGGCUACGGGGAGGUUGGAAAGGGCUGCUGUGCUGCUCUGAAGGCCAUGGGCUCCAUAGUGUACGUGACAGAGAUUGACCCAAUCUGUGCCCUGCAGGCCUGCAUGGAUGGAUUCCGGCUCGUGAAGCUCAAUGAAGUCAUCAGACAAGUUGACAUCGUCAUCACCUGCACAGGCAACAAGAAUGUGGUGACCAGGGAACAUCUGGAUCGGAUGAAGAACAGCUGCAUUGUCUGCAACAUGGGGCACUCCAACACCGAGAUUGAUGUGGCAAGCCUGCGUACACCCGAGCUGACCUGGGAGAGGGUGAGGUCCCAGGUGGACCAUGUCAUCUGGCCUGAUGGGAAGAGAAUAGUCCUUCUGGCAGAGGGUCGUCUGCUCAACCUGAGCUGCUCUACCGUCCCCACCUUCGUCUUGUCCAUCACUGCCACCACACAGGCUUUGGCAUUGAUAGAGCUGUACAACGCUCCCGAAGGCCGCUACAAGCAAGAUGUCUACUUGCUGCCGAAGAAAAUGGACGAGUACGUGGCCAGCCUUCACCUCCCAACCUUCGAUGCCCACCUGACAGAGCUAACAGAUGAGCAAGCAAAGUACCUGGGACUGAACAAGAAUGGACCUUUCAAACCAAACUACUACAGCAGCUGUCAGCCAGACGUGGCACAUGGCAGGGUGGUGCCACCAUCUGAUGCCAACUCGGAUGACAGCUUUAUUUUUAACCUUUGA